Molecule: messenger RNA, 3408 nt
Organism: Fopius arisanus
Lineage: Eukaryota; Metazoa; Arthropoda; Insecta; Hymenoptera; Braconidae
Gene: 5PtaseI
Product: inositol polyphosphate-5-phosphatase A
Exons: 12
Coding region: 253-2751 (832 amino acids)
Biological process (GO): phosphatidylinositol dephosphorylation
Molecular function (GO): inositol-polyphosphate 5-phosphatase activity
Source: RefSeq, a predicted model, not a curated record
AAUAAUGCGGAUAGUCAGUCGACGGUUAGAUGAGUGCGAGGAAGUACGUCCUCAGGUGGCUAUUCGCCCCCGGGGGUUGAAUCGUCGGUGAAAGCUAUUUCAUUUUAUUUAUUAUUUAUCGAGGUUUUUAUGUGUGUGGAGAGGUUGACAUGGUGCCAGUGCUUUUCAACUAUUUGGAGUCUGUGUUGGAGUGUUGACAAUUACUAGGGCUUUUUUAUUAUUGCAUCGAGAAGCUCAAGAACGGGUGGAAAAAUGUCGGGAAUACCUGUCCUACUCAUCACUGCCAAUGUUGGCAGCAUCUUCGAGGAGCCUGAAACAAUGCUAAAAAUAUGGACAGAGGAAUUUUUGUCGACUGUUUCGAGACUGGAUCCGAAGUUUAUAGCACUGCACUGCCAAGAAGUAGGUGGUAAAAAUUACGAACAAAGCAUGAGGCACGUCGAAGACUUUGUUAGGCUACUUAUGUCUUCGGAGGAAUUGCGACUCUUCGAUAAAGUCAGGGUAUAUCUGGAUGAAGAUUUCUCAUCAGCCGAACAUUUCACAGCCCUUGGAAAUUUUUAUUUCAUACACGAGUCUUUAAAAGACGUUUUGUUAUGGGAUUUCAAAGAGUGCACAUUUAUCCCAGUGGGUGGAAAAGAGGUUCAUUCUGGAAAUAUCGAGUCAGUAACGACCAAAGAGAAGGCAAAAUUCCCGCAGGAUUUUUUUCCCGAAUGCAAAUGGUCCAGAAAAGGAUUUCUACGUACACGAUGGAGUGUCAGCGGAACAGUAUUUGAUCUCAUUAACAUACACUUGUUUCACGAUGCUAGUAAUUUUAUUGCAAUGGAGACUUUUCCGUCAGUAUAUAGCAAAACAAGAAGGAGGGCACUUGAGCACACCCUCGAACGAUUUCAUAAUGAUCACUAUGAAAAUGCACCGUAUUUUCUAUUCGGUGAUUUUAAUUUUCGUACUGAUACUGCUGGUGUCAUAAAGAAACUUACCGAAGAUACUCACGAAAGCAAGCUGUCGAGUAAGGGUAAUAUUUCUAGAUUACAGUUUCGCAACAAUGAAGAGAAUCUGAUCCUAACACUAGGCAAGAAAGAAUUCUCCCAUUGUGAACAUCGACACGUAUUCGCGGAGAACAGUGGUCGAUGGUUACGGGAGUAUGAUCGGGAGCUGGAUGACUUCGAGGGUAGGCUCUUUGAAUUUCCAAUCGAGUUUGUCCCAAGUUAUCCAUUUGAAGAGGACGUCAAACAGGGGAGUAAUUAUAUGCAGACAAGAGUACCUGCUUGGUGUGAUAGAAUACUCUUGAGUCCCGCUGCUAAAACACUAGUCCAGAAUAUAUCAUCCUCUGAUAGUGCGGAAUAUGGUAUCAUCGGGGCAACCACUUGUAUGGGCGAUCACAAGCCAGUCUACCUCCGUGCAAUAUUGUCCAUGGAUGCAGGUAUGAUAAAUUGCUGUACUGGAAAAUUGCCUCACAUGUGUUUUAAAGUGCCCGAUAAUUAUCACGAAUUAUUGUCAAUGUUGCCUGCCUGUCGAGCUAGUUAUUCACGUUCACGUUCAAAUGAUCGUGUACCAUCAUCAACGAGGCUUUUGCACGCUGUCCCAAUUGAGCAUGAUCCGUACACACCGGACAGCAUGGAUAGUCCAAGCCCAAGUGCAUUUGCUGUACCAACAGACAGUGAUAUUCAAGAAUCAGAUCCAAUUACCUGUGAAUUAUCAAAACGACGACACGAAGCUAUUAAACGUUUCGAUUCAGCUGUAUCACCUGCGUUGCUCAAGUCUCGUCUUGAACUUGUUGUUCAAUGCAAUGAGAUUGCUGAAAGGGAGAGAAGGCGAAAAAAUAUGAGUGAGUGUCGACUGCGCUCUUGGCCAGAGACUGAUGACAGGCAGUUGCAGGGGAUACGAGAGCACAGAUGUAACAGUGAUGUAUCUUGGCAACGAAAUUUACCUCGUAAAUUGUAUCGAUUCAGGAGAUCAUCAUCAGACACCAGUUCAGAUGACAAUCCCAUUUCUCGAGUUAUUAUUCCCAGGAUAGCUAUAAUAAAUGCAAGUAAUUUUCAGUCUAAUGAAUCAUCGGUUCAUUCUCCCGAGGAGGAGCAUCUUGCCAUCAAGUACCAGAGACAUUCAGACAGUAAAGAUGGUACUAGUGUUGAUGGAUCGAGUUUAGAACUUGAUAUCGAUGAAGAGCAGCCAGCAGAGUUGCUGAAAAGGGGAGGAAAAAUUUCGAGAGCACAUGACAGUGGUCUGGACACUCUUGAUGUUGAGGAUGGAUUGUCUAGGGGUGGCUCGACAGGUUUCAGCUCCAAUGAGACCACUUCGACGUUGCCUUUGGACUCGGAGAAGGACGACAGUCAAAAUACUGAUAAAAAAAACGAGAUGGAAAGCUUGGAGAUUGUUAAUCAGCAAUCACCGUCAUUGAUAGACAAUGUCCAAGAGAUUAAAAUUGAUGUUAUUGCGUCGAGCAGUGGCUCCUCGCAUAUUCACAAGGCCUCCAUUGAAGAGAGUAGCUGUGGAAGUAAUACGAUGAGACUCAAGGCUCACAGGACUACCCAAAGAUAUCGUAGUGACAUUCUUGAGAAAAAAAGAAAAUGCUGCAAGUGCUGCUGCAUUAUUAAAUUGUUGGAGUCUAAUUGCGAGUACGAGAGAAAUGGAGAAGCACUGGUGAAUUCGAUUGGAGCAACAAAUGGCAGCAACGGUACAGCAACAAUUACACGUUACAUCCACAUUAAACACGCUGAUUCGUCCGUUAAAAUAUUUCGCGAAACGACCGUCUGAUGUUCAACAAAUAUUCCCCUCGAUAAUUAAAUUAAUAAAUGUAUUAGGAAAUGACUAAAAGUGUUAAAAAAAUUGUCGAAAAAGUAACAAACAAGCAUAAACAUAAUUGUAAUAUUAAAAUGAACGUAAGAAAGUUGAUUAUUAUUAUAUUUGAGAUUUUUAAAUCGAUUUUCCGUUCUCUAGGACAGAGACAGUACUUAUAAGAAAAAAUUGUUUAUGUAAUCGUCAUUGAUGUAAAAAAAAAGGGCCAGAUCUUGUCCGUCGUAUGAACGUAGUAGGUGUUCACAAGAAUUCCUCACAAUUCUUUUCGAUAAAUUAUUGAUAAAAUUUUUUUAACUUGUCAUCAAUUCCGAGGGAAAAUUCAGCUUUAUAUCCAAAGAAUGAUUUUUUUGUUUAAAAUUUAACCAAUUAAUUGUUUAAUAGAAUAUAAAAAUUUUUAUAGAGUUUAUGAUUUGUUAAAAAUGAGGAACAAAUUCAAAUUUCAUUAAAUUUAAAUGAAUAACUGAAAAUAUUUAAGCGAAUGGUUAUUCAAUGUAAUUGAGGACGAAUCUUGAUAACAGAUGAAAUAUAAAAAAGUUUAUUUAUUGAUAACUCUUCCAGUUUGUUAAAGUACUUAUCCCUUGUAUAAUUUAUAUUACAAGGUAGAUAAAGAAGAAA